AUGGAUGAUAAUGAUUUUGGUGAUUUUGGAUCUGAUCCUUAUGAGUUUGCCAAUGUGAUUGGGGAUGGAGAUCAACCAUUGUACCCUGGUUGUAGAAAGUACACGAAGUUAUCGGCAUUAGUGAAGUUGUAUAAUUUGAAGGCAAAAUAUGGGAUGAGUGAUGUCUGUUUUACAGAAUUAUUGAUACUUCAAGGCGAUUUGCUUCCAGAAGGAAAUACAAUACCGGCCUCUAUGUAUGAGGCAAAAAAGACUUUGUGUGCAUUGGGGCUGAGUUAUGAGAAAAUGCACGCAUGCCCCAAUGAUUGCAUCUUGUAUAGGAAGGAGUAUGAGGAUUUAACUCAUUGUCCUAAUUGUGGUAUCUCAAGGUGGAAGGAAGGCAAAGAUUCAAUCUUGAAAGAGGGUGUGCCAGCGAAGGUGGUGUGGUAUUUUCCUCCAAUUCCAAGGUUUAAAAGGAUGUUUCGAUCACAUGAGACCGCUAAGAGUUUGACUUGGCAUGCUGCUAGAAAAUCAAUUGACGGUUAUAUGUCUCAUCCAGCGGAUUCCCCGUCUUGGAAACUUCUUGAUGAUAAAUGGCCCGAGUUUGGUAAUGAGCCAAGAAACUUGAGAUUGGCUCUUUCAUCUGAUGGAUUCAAUCCCCACAGUUCUCUAACCGGAAAUGAUAUAGACGUCUACUUGGAGCCUUUGAUUGAUGAUUUAAAAUCUUUGUGGGAUGGGAUUGGAGGAGUGUAUGAUGCACAUAAUGGAGAAUACUUUACACUCAGAGCUGCAUUAAUGUGGACAAUUAAUGAUUUCCCCGCCUAUGGAAACUUAUCUGGUUGUGUUGUUAAAGGAUAUAAAGCUUGUCCAAUAUGCGGCGAUGAUACACCUAGUCACAGGUUGAAAAAUGGCCACAAAAUUUGUUACAUUGGGCAUAGAAAAUGGUUACCGAUCAAUCAUCCAUAUAGGAGGCAACGUGCAGCUUUUAAUGGGAAACCUGAAUAUGGCACACCUCCUGAGCCAUUAACCGGAGAAGAAGUGCUGCAUAUGGUUGAAGAUGGUGACAGAGUUUGUUGGAAGAAGAAAUCAAUAUUCUUUGAUCUCGAGUAUUGGAAAUACCUUCCUGUGAGGCAUGUCCUAGAUGUUAUGCACAUUGAGAAGAAUGUUUGCGAUAGUAUCAUUGGUACAUUGCUGGAGAUCCCUGGAAAAAAUAAAGAUGGGAUUGCUGCUCGAUUAGAUUUAUUGAAACAUGGGGGUCAAAAACGAUUUGCAACCCGAGUAUGGAAGAAAGACGUACUGUUUGCCCCGGGCCUCGAAAUUUGUCAAGAGCAGAGAAGAGAGAGACCUGUUGAUGUUUCCAAGCUAGAUAAGUUGGAAGAAGAUGUAGUAGUUACUUUGUGUUUGCUUGAGAAGUACUUUCCCCCUUCAUUCUUUGAUAUCAUGGUUCAUCUAGUAGUACAUCUUGUCAGAGAAGUUCGUCUGUGUGGGCCAGUAUAUUUUAGAUGGAUGUAUCCGUUUGAAAGAUAUAUGAAAGUGCUAAAGGGGUAUGUUCAGAAUCGUACUCGUCCCGAAGGUUGCAUUGCUGAGCGGUAUAUAGCUGAAGAAGCUGUAGAGUUUUGUACCGAGCAUUUAUCUGAUGUUAGUACAGUUGGAGUGCCUUCAAGCCAAAAGAUGGGAGUUUCAAAGCCAUUAUCAGGUUGCACAGUGAGCGUAGUUGAUCGGGACCUGUUGAACCAAGCACAUCUAUAUGUCUUGGAGAAUACGGAGGAAGUCCUACCUUAUAUCGAGCAACAUAUGAUCCACAUCCAGACCGCUUAUCCAAAAUUUAGAAAGAGAACAAAGUGGCUGCAGGAUAAGCACAAUAGCACUUUCAUUCAAUGGCUACGCUUGAAGGUUCAAAGUGAACUUAAUGAGGACAAUCAUGGCGUAUCAGAAAAUUUAAGGUGGCUAGCAGCUGGUCCAAACAUGGCAGUGCCAUUAUAUAGGAGCUAUCUCAUUAAAGGUAUUAAAUUCAACAUCAAGGCACAAGAUGAUGUGCGGACAACUCAAAAUAGUGGAGUUUAUUUACUUGCACAUACUAUGCAAGUUGCUAGUGCCAAGGAUAAAAACCCAAUUCUCUCAAAUAUGGGUUUCUAUGGUGUCAUUCAAGAAAUUUGGGACCUUGACUACCAAAAGUUUACAAUCCCAGUCUUUAGGUGUGAUUGGAUUGAUAAUACUUCUGGUCUUGUAGUGGACGAACUUGGAUUUACCCUUGUAGAUUUGAGUAAAAUUGGACAUAGGAAUGACCAAUUUGUUUUGGCUUCUCAAGUCAAACAAGUAUUUUUUGUUGACGACCCGAUGCAUCGUGGUUGGUCGGUAGUGUUAUCAAUGCCUAAUAGAGAAUAUAAUGAUGUUAUUGGUGAUGAUGUCUUAGGUGAUGUGAGAAUUGAGUGUGAGCCAUUUACUAGGGGGAUGCCAAAUGUUGACACAUUUGAUGAAGUGGUGGUUGAGUUAGGGAGUCAAAAUAUUCGAGAUGGGUGUGAAGAUAUAUGGGUUGAAUGA
Messenger RNA from Prunus armeniaca (apricot), 2517 nucleotides. The record is from the annotation of a GenBank genome assembly. NCBI's taxonomy places the organism in Eukaryota, Viridiplantae, Streptophyta, Magnoliopsida, Rosales, Rosaceae.